CUCAGCGGCAAGUUCGGCAUUGUCUGCAUCCGCCAUGCAUGCCGCAGGGACCUUUCGCCACAUCCCUCGGUGUUUUCCGGCGCAGCGAAAGUCACCGCCUCGAGAUGUCACACCUGCCGCUCCUACCAACGAAGCACAAGAGGCUCAGAUUAAGAGCGAGACGGAGGCGUGCACACCUUAUUCCAUUCCCGAGGUCGCCAACAUCAAGGGACAAUUCCCUACCAUUUGGCAGACUGCCGACCUCGUUCCCGGUGAUUCCGCUGCUCAGAGCGUUUGGCAGAACAUCCAGAGUCAGAACAUCAUCCCGGCGGAUAUCAAGCCAAAGGGAACCCCCAACGGCGACUUCUCCAGCUUCACACCGACUUACGAUCACUCGGACCCCGACUGCUGGUGGACUUUCGACAACUGCGUGAAGCCGAAGCACCCCAAGAUUCCUGUCGACGUAUACCAAUGCCCUGAGCCUUCCACUUGGGGCUUAACUUUUGAUGACGGACCCAAUUGCACUCAAGAAGUUCUGUACGACUUUCUGCAGCAACAAAACCAAAAGGCGACCAUGUUUUACAUUGGCUCCAACAUUCUUGACUGGCCGCUUCAAGCCCAGCGCGGUUUGGUCGACGGUCACCAGAUUUGUGUCCACACAUGGUCGCACCAAUAUAUGACUGCUCUGUCCGACACCCAGGUGUUCUCUGAGCUGUACUACACUGCCAAGGCCAUCAAGGAUGUUGUCGGUGUCACUCCUCGCUGCUGGAGGCCUCCUUACGGUGACACGGACGACCGUGUUCGUGCCAUCGCCACCGGUCUCGGUCUCAGCACCGUGAUCUGGACCGACGACACGGACGACUGGAAGGCUAUCCCAGCAGGCACCUUGCCCAAAGCUAGCAUCGACGCCAACUACGCAUCCAUCAUCAACAAGGAGUCAGACACUACCGGUAACAUCGUCCUUACACACGAGCUCAACAACGGCACCAUGUCAGAAAUGAUCGAGCAAUACCCGCAGAUCAAGCAAAAGUUCAAGCACAUCGUCCCCAUCACUGCUUGCAUGAACGAGACGAACCCUUACCCAGAGAGCAUCACCUAUCCCAACUUUGCUUCUUACAUUUCGGGCGACAUUGAGCCCAAGGGCAUUCCCUCGGGCACUGACAUCAAGGUUCAAUCUGCCUCGUACGACCCUCUGGCCGCUGCGAGCGCCACCGCCGCCGCUGGUGACUCCACUGGCGGUAGCACGUCUAGCAGUGACAAGCAAGCUAGUGCUCAAGGUCAAAAGAGCACUGGUAGCGGCAAGAGCGCCGCUUCGUCCAACAGAGCAGGCAAGGCCAUCGUCGCCGUCAGCGCUCUCGGUGCUGUUAGCGCCUUUAUGCUUCUUUAAGCGUGUUCUGCAACGAGCAUUACCGUUCGAAGAUGCAUCCCGAGAUACAGCUGUGCUGUCGUCUCGCUUCGAUAACCUUCCCCUCCUAUCUGCACGCGUUGAUCACUUUUCCUUGCAGCUUCUCGUGCCUCUGCUGGGCCAUGCACGACUUUGUGCGCUCAGAUUGCUUGUAAAUGACCGCACUUGGACAAUGAAUUUGACACGCCCUCGCUCUCGUGCUUUCUGACAUUCUUUGUGAGGCGAGGCCGCAAUUUCUGCC
This is a messenger RNA of Ceraceosorus guamensis, 1625 nucleotides long. RefSeq names its product glycoside hydrolase/deacetylase. Gene Ontology annotation, biological process: carbohydrate metabolic process. The record is from RefSeq and is a predicted model, not a curated record. The transcript has 5 exons. Gene Ontology annotation, molecular function: chitin deacetylase activity. Gene Ontology annotation, cellular component: membrane. NCBI's taxonomy places the organism in Eukaryota, Fungi, Basidiomycota, Exobasidiomycetes, Ceraceosorales, Ceraceosoraceae. The coding region runs from base 35 to 1366 and encodes 443 amino acids.